AUGUUACAGAUUGAUCCUGUCCAACGAGUCUUCCUCAACUUCUACGCUGCAAUCUCCUACGAGCUUCUCGGCCAGACCGCACAUCUCUACUCCAGCACCAAGAUCUCGUUGUUGAACACGGCACUCGACUGCUUUGCUGAAUGCGCCAUCGCUUUACCUCAGCCUAUUCCUUUGCCCAAGUUGCCCAAGAUCGAAAAGUCUCCUGCAAGUCCACCUCCGCGUUGGCCUACGACUCCUCCUCGUACCCCCCGACAAAACCUGGCUUUGUUUGACGGUGGCUUCUUCAACUCUCCUGGGCGCGAUUCUCUUGUCCGAAGCAUCACACGCCUGAUCGAUGUCACAAUGUGGGACCUGGAUGAUGAUGUAUUCAUUGAUGACGCUGAGAGCAGGCUCCAGACUCCAUUCACGCUCGCUUUGUCUCCGCUUGCGAAAAGACCCGCGACUAGAGCAGAAAAGGACCGUCUUUUCCGUAUCAGACUCUCUCCGACCAGAAAAUGUUUGCAGGAAAGCCCAGAUCCCGUCAAGCCAAAGAGUCUCAUGCCCUCCCCGUUGCGUGUCAGUAAAGCUCGUGAUACACCUGUUCUAUCUGUGGUCAAGCCAAAAGAGGUGGACAGCAGCAGCUCUCAGAACAGAAACUCGAUUCGGCCUAGACCUCCGCCAUUGCCUCUGAGAAUCAUCCCUGCUAGUGAACUGAAUAUCGACCGUCAGAAGCAGAGAGCCAGAAAACCCCCUCCCAGUUCUCCAACCCCGGACCCUCGAGCAUCAGCUCCUCGAACCCCUCCGAAGAAGACCAAGCAACCUGAGGAGCCCGCCGUGGAGCCUGCCGAUGCCAUUACACCUUCCAGCGCGGCAAAAAACGUUCGAUACAACCGCGGCAUUGAAAUACUCCGCUCGCAGAUAACUAGCAACAUCACAUCUAUCCAGGAACACGUUGACCAUGUCUCGGAGCUUCAACGUUCUCGCCGAUCCCGCAAGAUGCAGCGUUCUAUCUCGUUCUGGAGCUUUGACCCCAUUAAGUCUCACGAAGAUGAGAAUGAGAAGAAGUAUGCGGAGCCGGUGCUGGACCAAUUCGGUAAUAUCCUUGUCAAAGAAACCAAAGAGGAGCGGAUCGCCCGUCUUCGUUCGGAGGGAUGGAAGACGGUCGGGCUGCGGUCUCCUCGGGCCACCUGGAAAGGAGCACGGUACUACCAGGAGUUCUGUGCUAUGGUGAUGAGUGAAAUGACUCUCGACCAGUGA
Molecule: messenger RNA, 1236 nt
Organism: Penicillium argentinense
Lineage: Eukaryota; Fungi; Ascomycota; Eurotiomycetes; Eurotiales; Aspergillaceae
Exons: 1
Coding region: 1-1236 (411 amino acids)
Source: RefSeq, a predicted model, not a curated record